Phoenix dactylifera (date palm) is the source of this 3225-nucleotide messenger RNA. RefSeq names its product protein HAIKU1-like. The record is from RefSeq and is a predicted model, not a curated record. Lineage: Eukaryota; Viridiplantae; Streptophyta; Magnoliopsida; Arecales; Arecaceae.
AAAUUCCAGAUCGGUACCCGAAGACGAAGCACUUCAUCCCAUCUGCAUUCUGACAUCUACCCAACAUCAAAGCCCACGUGGAAUACCAUCGUCUGAUUGCUUAUCACCGUCUCAUCCGGUACAAUUCCCACUCCGAGGCCUUAAAAAAUAAAACGUUUGAUCGAUUGGAAGAGGACCCGAAAUAGGAGAUCAAAUCGGUGUAACACCAUGUAUGGAAGGCCGAAUCACUUGCCCUUACUUGAUCCGUUCCCGACUUUCAAAUCACAAACGACGGCUUCGGCAGAUCCAGAUUCCAGACCGAGCUCCCACCCUCUUGACGCUCUUUUACUCUCCCAGUUUGACCGGACCCUAACAUCUGAUCCCACCCACUGUCCUCUCUCCCUCACUCUCAAUUUCCCCACCAGAAAUCCCACGCCCCCCAAACCCAUCUGACGAUCUCCCUCCCACGGGUUCCCGUUCUCCCCCAUCCUCACCCCCACGGGAAGUCUUGAAUAAGUCUCCGGAUCCCCAUACUCCCAGAAGUCAAUACUCCCCAAAAUCCCCUCCAUCAUUCGCCCUCCCAUCUCCCAAAUCCCGCCUUACGCCAUCACGAGAUGAAACGAUCCAAUUCCACACAUCCCUCACCCCCUACGUCCUCUCCGGAAAGAAAGUCUUGAUAAAAAAAAAAAAAAACUAUCUGAAUCCAUACCAUUGGAGAAUGGAUCACUCGAAGAAUCACAAUCAACAUCUGGGCGUCAACAAGCUGGGCAAGAACAUCCGCAAGAGCCCCCUCCACCAGCCCACCUUAGCCGCGAACGCGAAGCCGCCGCAACACCACCAGCAGCAGCAGCCGCCGCCCCCGCCGCAACCGCAGGUGUACAACAUCAGCAAAAACGACUUCCGUAGCAUCGUACAGCAGCUCACCGGCACCCCCUCCCGCGAUCCCCCCGCCGGCAACAACCCCCCGCCCUCCUCCUCCUCCUCCUCCUCCUCCUCCAACCCUCCUCCUCCCCCCCGCCCUCCCCACCCCAAGCCCCCCAGCAUGCGUCUCCAGAAGAUCCGCCCCCCUCCCCUCACCCCCAUCGCUCGUCCUCCUCCUCCCCCUCUCGCCCCCCCAAUUCCCUACCAAAAUCCCCGCCCCACCCCCGUCCCCAAUCCCAAUAACAAUCCCGCCUUUGUCCCCCGCCCCCUCCCCUCCCCGACCGGCGCCGGCCCGGCCUGGGUCGAGUCCCCGGUCACCGCCUACAUGCGCUACCUCGAGAGCUCCUUCCUCAGCUCCGACACCUCCCGGCAGCUCCAGCCCCAACCUCCCCCCUUCCCGUCCCCCGGCCUCCUCCCCUCUCCGCCCUUGCCCGUCUUCCCCUCCCCCCGAGCCAACGCCGCCCUACCCCCUUUUCCCCCGCCGGCCUUGCUGCCGUCGCCGGGCUCGCAGUUCCUCGUGCCGUCGCCCAGCGCCUUCUUGAACGUGCUGUCCCCCAAGUCGCCCUAUCCGCUUCUGUCCCCCGGCUUCCAGUACCCUCCGCCGCUGACCCCCAACUUCGCCUUCUCGCCGGGGCCGGGGCCGGGGCCGGGGACGGGGACGCAGCCACCAUCAUCGCCGGGGCUCUUCUUCCCGCAGUCACCCUCGGGGUUCUUCUCCAUGCUGAGCCCGAGAUGGAGGAACAUUUAGCGGCUGAAAGACCUCUCCUCUCUUUGUUACAAUAGGAAGACUUCCUUCCAGCAUCAAAAUCGUGGAUGGUGCGACAAUUCAAAUGUCUUAUGCUUUGACCAAAAUCCGAAGGGAAAAGUACGAGCGAAGAUAGAAGUAACUAUUCGAAAGCAGGUCUUCUCUCUCUGGAGAAGUAGGCUGUCUUCUGGGUGUUCGGUUCCAUGGAGGUAUACAUGGAAAUGAGAUGUUGUCAACAAUAGCUAGUAUUUUGAAGUGGAAGACUUAGAAGGGGACGCUUUUGCCACCAUGUUGAAUUGUCAAAAGGGAAGCUUGCCUUUUGCUUACCUUGGAUUGCGACUUCAUAUGAAGAAACUUUUAAACAUUGCUGAUUUCCACUCUUAGAGAAAAUGAACAAGAGGCUGGCAGCUUGAAAAGGUAGACUUUUGUCCAUGGGAGGUGGGAUUUGUCUCAUUAAUGCUAUACUUUCGGUGCUCCCAACUUAUUUCAUGUCUAUCUUCAAAGUUCAAAAAUGAGUGCCGUCUAAGUUUUUUCAACUCAGAAGAGCCUUUCUUUGAAAAAGAAAAGAUAGUAUUAGUGGAUUUUAUUGUCUUGCUAAUUAGGACACGGUAUGCCAUGGUAAAGAAGAAGGCGGACUUGGCAUCAAGAACCUUAGAGAUAUGAAUCUCUCCCUUCCUGCAAAAUGGACUUGGAGAUUGAUGAUGCGUCCUAGUGUUGGUAGUGGCAGUGAAUCUAUCUGGAGGAAGCAAGUUUCAACUGCUUACUACACUAAGAUGUAGAUUUGCCAUGCAUGUCAGACGGCAACCCUUCAGAGCCUCCCCGGUUUGGAAGGGCAUUUGCUCCGAUCUUGAAGCCUUUUGGAACUGUGUUUUCUUUAAACUUGGUAAUGGUGAAAACAUUAGAUUUCGGAAAGAUUGUUGGUUAGGACCAAUUUUCUUUGAAUCCUUAUUUCAUGAUCCGUUCUUAGAGUAGUCAAGUUGCUUCCUCAUGUAGGAGUUGUGGGAUCUGCUCUCCUCUGUUUGUCCGAUUGAUUCUGCUGAUGUGCCAGUGUGGAAGCCCUGUUGAGAUAGAAAAUAUAGAGUUGAUUCGUGCUACAAGUUCAUUAAUAGCGGCGGGUUCGUUGUCAAUUCUACAAGACGAUUUGGAAGGCUUCAGCGUCUGAAAAGGUCAAGGUAUUCAUUUGGCUGGACCUCAAAAGUAAGCUACGUACUAGAGAAAUUUUGGCAAGGAAAGGAUGGAGGGUAGGUGCCGGCUGCCUCUUUUGUGGUUCCCGCUCUGGGAUUGCUUCUCACCUUUUCAUUCGCUGUCUCUUUGCCUAAGCAUUGUGGUCUCCUCUUUUAUCAGGCUUGAACAUCUGGCACUCUCGUGAAACAUCUGGCACGAGAGAAACUCAAGGAUCUUCUUGAAAAGAAACGCAUCGCCUGCCUCUAUUUUGCAUAAAACACUACUUUUUUUUUCUUGUGGAGCUGUCUUUGUAAUGCCAAAACCUCUGUUUCCUACAAAUGUCUUUUAGGUAGGCUGUCUUCUCUACGUGUGUAAUUACCACCCUCCUUCUAAAUAUUUGUUUUUCUUCCAAUAAA